Colletotrichum karsti is the source of this 2538-nucleotide messenger RNA. RefSeq lists its product as uncharacterized. The record is from RefSeq and is a predicted model, not a curated record. Gene Ontology annotation, biological process: DNA-templated transcription; regulation of transcription by RNA polymerase II. Gene Ontology annotation, cellular component: nucleus. NCBI's taxonomy places the organism in Eukaryota, Fungi, Ascomycota, Sordariomycetes, Glomerellales, Glomerellaceae. Gene Ontology annotation, molecular function: zinc ion binding; DNA-binding transcription activator activity, RNA polymerase II-specific; RNA polymerase II cis-regulatory region sequence-specific DNA binding. Bases 1 to 2538 code for a protein of 845 amino acids. The transcript is spliced from 3 exons.
AUGGCCGCCGCCGCCUCGUCUGCCCCGGAAUUGGGUGCCGCCGUCAACACGCUGCAUCCAAAUCCUAACCUCGUCGCCGUUGCUCCCAUGGGCACGAUGCCCUCCGCCGCUCCUUAUGAGACAUCACCUUCUCAACCUGCUCACCAGACUCUUGGCACCGCUCCCCCCGGUUCUGCGCCAACACCAGUGCCUGCAUCGGGCCCUGUACCUGCGGGUGCUCCUGCGGGUGGCCUGUUGGCAGCCUCGGCCGCGACGCCGUCGGCAUCGCGCAGUGUGAAGAGGCCACGGCCAGUCAAGUCGUGUACCGAAUGUCGCAAGCGCAAGCUACGAUGCGACCGGAAUCUGCCCUGUUCCCAGUGCCAGAAGUCGCACCGCAACUGCAAGUACGCCGCCGAACAUGACAUGUCAAUGCUAUCCGACGGCUCGGACGUCGAAAUGGGCGAUCCUCAACGUCCACCCAAGAGGAACUGUUUACCCACGGGAACCGCUUCAGGGCCGCAGCCGGCAGAGUCAUCGUCAGUGUUCGUUCCUCUGCGCAAUGGAGAUGGGACCGGGCACUCGGCCUUGGAGGAACUCACAUCCCGACUGGACCGCUUAGAGAAGCAGUUCAUGAUCAAGAGCCCGGCAGGCACCGAGUUCAGCGGAGCUGGCCAGCGUUUGCCGCUAUCGCCAGAGACAAUACGAGGGCUGACAGUCAAGAGGGGCGCUUUGAGAACGCGCUUCUUCGGUCAGAAUAGCAUCGUGCCCCUAACCGAUCCCUCCCAGUUCGACGAAGCCAAGGAGUUCAUGGCAAACCAAUCCAAGAUCGACGGUAUUCGAGACACCAUGUAUGGCUUACAAGUGCUUCACAAGAGGAUACAGGAAGAGUACCGAAAGUCCCUGUCGCCCAUUUCUGUCUUUGCCGACUCGGUGGUUCCUGUACAGAAGCGCAUGCAGGACAUCCUUCCUAAAAAGGCAAUCUGCGACAGGCUGCUGGCCUCUUACAUCGAUACGUCGGAAACCAUCUACCGAAUGAUCCAUGUCCCAACCUUUAAAGAGCAGCACGAGCUGUUUUGGGAGGGCAAAUUACCGGGAGACGCAUUUCUCCCCCAACUUCUCACCGUUCUCUCCAUUGGGUCCAGGUUCGAGACGAAAUCAAAGGGGCUUGGCCACGAACGCGUCGAGGGCGUGCAUAUUCCCACUGCUUGCGCGCUGGUCAGGUCGUGGUUGGACGGUCUGAAGGGAAAACAGCUUGUUGACCUGACUACGUUGCAGACGGAAAUGCUACUGGUUCACGCACAGAGAAUGACGACACCACGACCGCAGGAUUCUUGGGCGCAGCUGGGCUACAUCGUGCGGAUGGCGAUGACGAUGGGCUUGCACAGAGACCCUUCGGAAUUCGAGCCUCGUGUACCCGUGUUCUUCGGCGAGCUGAGGAGAAGACUAUGGUUCACGAUCCUGGACAUGGAUUUGCAUCUUUCGCUCGCCUGCAACCUCUCAUGUCUCGUCCGGGAAGGAGACUUUACUUGCAGACCACCACGAAACCUCGACGACAACGACUUGUUCCUUGAGAUGAAGGAGUUGCCACCAAGCAAGCCGAUUGACCAACUCACCGACAACCAAAUGCAGGUGUAUGCUGCCAUGACUUUAGGUGUCCGAAUGCAGGUCGCGCACCUGAUCAACCGCGUCGAUUCGAUCCGGGACUACAGCGAGGUCCUGGAAGUCGGAACCAAACUCGAUAGGUUCUUGGAGGAUAUCAACUACUUGUUUCCCCGACACGGUAUUCUGAACGAGGUGGAGAAGAGCAAGCAGUGGAGGUCUAGGGUCAUACUCGACAUGCACGUUCGACGGCCAUUAUUGGCCCUGUAUCGACCGUUCGCCUUGGGCUUGCCAGACGCACCAUCACAAAUCUCGAGGGCGUACCUGCGAUCUUCCAUGGUCAUAAUGCGAUACCUCGACGAACUCGAUCCGCUUCUCACACACUUCCAAGACAUCAGCGACAUGUAUCACAUGGUUUUGAAGAAGGACAUCCUGCAAGCAGCUUUCAGCGUCUGCUUCUACAUCAAGGCGGCGAUCGAGUCGCAUGCCAAUGGCAACACCCUCGGCAUCUCGUCGACUGUGGCAAUGUCACCCGAUCCUAUGGACGACGGCGUGGCUUUCAGCACGGAGACCUUCGCUCUGUGGUCGCCAUCGCGCUUGAUCAAGACGGUCGAGAAGACUCUCAACCUGCUGGUCCGUAACGUUGGUGGGAACGACGUGAAGGACAUUGUUGCCCUGUCCGUUGUCUUGUCAUCGGUGCAGUCCACGAAUCAAGAGCAGAAAUUGCACGACAUCCGCCGCAAUCUCCAGACCGUCCUGGAAGCAUGCCAGGCCGCGACCAACACCAAUCCCGAAAAGAUGUCAAUGCCGAUUCCGAACACGGCCGAUCCAAUGGAUCCGUACAUGCAGACGAGACCGCAAUUCAUGUUCCACGCGAAUGCGUCAACGGCUGCGACUCCGGAUGAUUAUGCUGAUUGGGAUCUGGACUACUGGAACCCGAUGAUACCAGGACCUUCCUAA